AAGUAAUUUUGGUAGCGGAGAGAGAAGAAAAGAGGAGAAUGGGAGGUCGGAGCAGUGAGAGCAGCAGCGGAGAGGAAGACGGAGAUGCCGACUGGAAAGCCAAAAUCAAUUCCGUCGCAUCCUCCUCCGCUUUCUCUUCUCUUAGGAAUGGUUCUUCCACUCUUUUCAAUAAUCCAACAAAUCGUAACCAUGCCGAGGAUGAUGAUAACCAUGAUAAUGGGUACCACACACACAAACCCCAACAGCUCAAGCACUAUCAAGUCAAGGCACAAAAGAUUUUAGAUGAUAUCCUAGAAAAGACACUAGUGACAGUGAGAGAUCCUGUUGAUGUCCCUGAACAUGAUCCCGAGACUGAUGAAGGUGGCAUCCGCUUGUUUAAACAUGCUCCCCCUGGAAUAGUUUUUGAUCAUAUAGAUGAGCUUCAGCAACCUAGAAAGAGACCAAGAAUCCUUCCUGGAAAAGAGAUUGAUGAGAAAUCAAAGAAGUUUAGAAGACAGAUCCAAUCGGUUGCUGUUGGUGGCGAAUAUAUAAUGGCUGCAGCAAGAGAUACAUGCCAAAAAUCACUGGCUAGACUGGAAGCUAAAGAUGCAGCAGCAAAAGCAGCAGCUAAUAGAGAAAAGGAAAGAAUUGCAGAACUGAAAAGGAUUAGGGGGGAGAGAUGGCUUCCUUCAAUUGCCAAAAAAAUGCAGGUAAAGCUUCCAGGUUGAAAUAUGUUUCCUCCAGACUUUCUGCUUCUGUGUUGUUAUUUUUCUGGGCACCAUCCCAUCGUUUUUUUUUUUAAUAGGUAAGCACCAAUCCCAUUGUUCUCAUUUUUUGAUGGACAAGUAUUCAUUUUGUAAUCUCUUAUCCUUUGUUGGCCUCUUUUUUUUGGGCCAAGCAAUUGGAAAAUACUUAAUUUCAGAAAUCAUAUUCCCAUGAUGAGUGGAGUUUCAAACUUUA
Quercus robur (English oak) is the source of this 939-nucleotide messenger RNA. RefSeq lists its product as uncharacterized. Lineage: Eukaryota; Viridiplantae; Streptophyta; Magnoliopsida; Fagales; Fagaceae. The coding region runs from base 39 to 707 and encodes 222 amino acids. The record is from RefSeq and is a predicted model, not a curated record. The transcript is spliced from 4 exons.